This is a messenger RNA of Misgurnus anguillicaudatus (oriental weatherfish), 2936 nucleotides long. RefSeq names its product complement C2. Gene Ontology annotation, cellular component: extracellular region; extracellular exosome. Gene Ontology annotation, biological process: proteolysis; complement activation; response to bacterium. Lineage: Eukaryota; Metazoa; Chordata; Actinopteri; Cypriniformes; Cobitidae. Gene Ontology annotation, molecular function: serine-type endopeptidase activity. The record is from RefSeq and is a predicted model, not a curated record.
CACGUCACAAAGGUUCACGUUGCUAGUUUACUCCAUAUCUAAAAGUAAAGCUAGACCAGUAUAAUGAGUUUAACUAUGUGGCACACCAGCACUGUGAGUUUUAUCGCUUUUUCUUUGAUGGUCUUCAUAUGUAAAGUGCAAUCAGAAAAUUAUUAUGAUCGUGAAGAGAGUGUCAAAAACUGUCCCACUUCAGAAUCCAUCAUUGGUGGCACAGUAGAGUAUUCCAAUAAUGGUGUUGUGGGGAGUCUGCUCGUUUAUCAUUGCAGUGAUGGGUUUGAACCUUAUCCAGUCAGUCAAAAAACCUGCAACUCUAAUGGAGAAUGGGAGCCUAAGGGUUCCAGGAUCAAAUGCGAAGAGAGCAAUGAUUAUGGCGAUUACGAGGAGCCACAGAGGAACUGCUCUUUGGAUGAGUCCAUUAAAGGAGGUAACACAUCCUACUCCAACGCGGGACUAGGGGGAAGCAUUUUAACUUAUCACUGCAAGGCAGGAGAAUACCCUUUUCCCACAUCACAAAGAGUAUGCGAGAAAGACGGGCAGUGGUCGGUACUGAGACUCCCAGGUGGGAAGAGAGUAGUCAACGCUGUGUGCAAAGAGGUCCUUUGCCCUGCACAACUUCAGCUUGAUAAUGGACAGAUCUGGCCCAGGAGACAGUGGUUCAAAGUUGGAGAGCAGCAAACGUUUUCAUGUCAUGAAGGGUUUGAUUUGUUUGGAUCUGCUCAGCGAAACUGCACUCAGUGGGGUGGAUGGACCGGUACUAUACCAGUCUGUGAUGACCACUCUGAAGACUGCAAAAAUCCAGGCUCCCCUCCAGGGACCUUUCGCUCUGGGAAACACUUUCGUAUUGGAGACAGUGUGAGGUAUCAUUGCCAGUUAGGUCUGGAUUUGCUUGGCUCGACUGAGAGACAGUGUUUGGACUCGAGGGAAUGGAGUGGGGUAGAGCCAAGCUGCUAUGCCCAGUAUUCAUAUGAUCCUCCAGCCAUAGUAGCUCAAGUCCUGGGUGGAUCUAUGUCUGCACUUAUGAAUGUUUCUUUACCAGAGUUUAAAAAGAAAGGGCCAUCCUUUGGUAGGAGUCUUAAAGUUGCAGAAGUUCGUCUGAACAUCUUCAUUCUACUGGAUACAUCAGAAAGCAUUACACAGAAAAGUUUUCAGCAAGCAAAAAAUGCCACUAUUAAACUUGUCGAGAAGCUUGACAGCUAUGAAGUCAACAUGAACUUUGGCAUCAUCUCAUUUUCCAGUGAGCCUAAAGACAUCGUAUCCAUCACAGACAUCAACAGUGGCAAUUUGGAUUAUAUCUUGAUGAAAUUAAACGAGUUUAGUCAUGAAAUCCAUGCCGAAAAGAAAGGAACCAAUUUAGCUAAAGCCUUGGAUAGCAUCUACAAUCAUCUUGUGUUGUUUCGAGAGACCAAAAGAAGUCACUUCAAUGAGACUCAGAACAUCAUCAUCAUUGCAACUGAUGGUCACUCUAAUAUGGGACCAAAACCACAAAUCGUUUUAAAUAAGAUCCGGAGUUUGUUGGGCUACAAAUACAGCAAAGAGCACACAAAGGAGGAUCUCCUGGAUGUUUAUGUGUUUGCUGUGGGAGAUAAAAUAAAUAAAGAGGAGCUGAACACCAUUGCCUCUUGCAAGAAACAUGAGAAGCAUAUGUUUGUUCUGAAAACCUAUGACCACUUAGGAUCUGUGUUCAACAACAUGAUCAAUGAUUCUGCUGUGACUAAGUGUGGAGUGGCACAAGAGGAAACUGCUUCAUUUAAAAAGGCUUAUACCAAACCUUGGCAUGUCAAGAUUUUCUAUUUUGGUUCGACUACUAAAACAUGCAGAGGCUCCAUACUGACUGAGAGCUGGGUGUUGACAGCCGCCCAGUGUUUAGUGAGAGUGAAUAAUGAUAAAUCUCUAUCAUUUGCAGAUGCUUCUGAUGUAUUUGUUAGCCAUGGAAAUGGCGAAUGUAAAGCAAUAAAACUAAUUCUCCAUCCACGGUUUGAUUUGAAUGGCCUUAAAGACAAGAAUGUGAAGGAGUUUUAUGACUAUGACAUUGCUCUGGUUAAGCUUAGCAAAAAAAUUACAAUAUCUUUAAAGGCAAGGCCUAUUUGUUUGCCUUGUACUAAAUCUUCAAAUCGAGCUCUCAAAAUGGAUCCUGAUGCCACAUGUGACCAGCACAAGGGACUCCUGUUAAAUCUGGAUGAGACUCCGGCUUACUUCAUCAGACAAGGAACUCACAGAACAAUCACACAAAUACACAGCGGUGCGAAAAGAGAUGCAUGCAUUCAGCAUGCAAAAUUCAUCUAUGAAAACAGCACUGCAUCUCUGGAUGAAGUGAUCACAGACAGAUUCAUUUGCACUGGAGAUUCAGAGACAAACAGAUAUGAAAUGCCCUGUAAAGGGGAUUCUGGAGGAGCUCUCCUCUUACAGAAGAGAACGCGCUUUUUCCAAGUGGGCAUCAUCAGUUGGGGCACUAAACACAUAUGCAACCACAAGACUGAGUGGCAUCCAGAUGCCCGAGACUUUCACAUCAAUGUUUUCUCUCUGAUGCCCUGGCUCAGACAACACCUCGGCAAUGAUCUGGAAUUUCUGAAGGACUGAGUCGACUGAGACAGACACACAGGCAGACAUAAAAGAUUAUAUUGGAUGUUUUUUGAUAGUCCAUAUCAGUAGGAGUAACUUGCAAGGAUGAAAUAUAUCUGACUAUGAAUCAUAGACAGAUUAUAAUGAAUGAUUACUUAAUGAUUGCACAUUUUCUCAUAUUUGUCUUUAUUUGAAGAUUGCCUGUAUUACUCUGUGAUUGCUUUUAAAAUAUGAAUUAGUGAGAUUAAAGUCCUCCAUUUUAUUCCCAAACCUGUGAUAUUUGUCAAAUGCUUACAUAUAAUGACAACAGAUAUGGAUUCACUGGAUUGACUGUAAAGCACUUCUUUCAGAAACUGCAUUAAACUGUUAAUUUCAGA